AUGGACCGGCCUACUUCACGAAGCUCCAGGGAGCUCACCAAGACCCGCUUCACAUCACCGGCAUCGGCCAUGACACAACCAUCGACGACUCCUAUCGUUCUCGAUAUGUCGGAAAAGCCACUGCCACCAUCAAACGACUCGGAUAUUGAGCAUACCGAUAAGAAGGAAAGCGGUACCGAAGAUGAGGGAAGCACGGCGGCGGACCAAGAGGAAGCCGAGGAGGAGUACAUCGAGGGCCUCAAGCUCAUCCUUGUCCUAGCGGCACUAACGCUCACUGUGUUUCUCAUGAUGCUGGACAUGUCUAUCAUCACUACGGCCGUUCCGGAGAUCACAACAGCGUUCAACUCUCUUUCUGACGUUGGAUGGUAUGGUGCAGCAUACAGUCUCUGUGGUGCCGCCCUGCAGCCCUUGGCCGGCAAGCUUUACACGCACCGUCAUUCGAAAGAAAUUUUCCUUGCCUUCCUCUUCGUCUUCGAGGCCGGAUCUCUUAUCUGCGCCCUCUCUAAUUCAUCAACACUGUUCAUCAUCGGACGGGCUGUCUCAGGCAUGGGAUCAGGGGGACUUUUCAAUGGUUCAUUGACUAUCAUCGGCGCCACCGUCCCAUUGGAAAAGAGACCGUUGAUAAUUGGGAUCAUGAUCGGUAUUUCGAACAUUGGCAUUGUCGCUGGACCUCUUGUGGGAGGAGCCUUGACCCAGUACACGACCUGGCGUUGGUGUUUCUACAUCAACCUUCCAAUUGGUGCAGUCACCGCAGCUAUGCUUUUCCUUAUCCACAUCCCGUCGAAGAUCACCAAGCCAGUCUCCCUCGUCCAAAUACCCCGAUAUCUCGAUCUUCCCGGUUUCGCCCUCUUCGCUCCCGCGGCUAUCAUGUUCCUUCUCGCUCUACAGUUCGGUGGCAAUGACUAUAGCUGGGACUCAUCUGUAGUUAUCGGCUUGUUCGUCGGCGCUGCCGUGACCGCUGGGCUAUUCAUCUUCUGGGAGCACAGAGAAGGUGACGAAAAAGCCAUGGUCCCAAUGGGACUGUUCAAGAAUAGGAUCGUCUUGACGAGCAGUCUGGUUGGAGCCCUGAACAUGAGCAUUACACAGGUGUCAAGCUACUACAUCCCCAUGUAUUUCCAGAGCGUCAAGGGUGAGACGCCGUUCCGGGGUGGUGUUCACUUCUUGCCGACUAUCAUUGCCCAGUUGGUCUUUGCUGUCGCCUCAGGGGCUUUAGUUGGUAGGAUGGGAUACUACCUUCCCUGGGCUGUAUUUGGUUCCGUCUUAUCGGCGAUCGGUAACGGCCUCAUUUCUACCUGGGAUCCAUCUACAGAUUCUGCCAAGUGGAUUGGCUAUCAAGUCCUCCUCGGCGCCGGCCGUGGUGCCUGUAUGCAAAUGCACAUCAUCGCCGUCCAAGCCAAUAUACCGCCAGCGACCCUUUCCGUAUCGAUGGCAAUGCUUGUCUUCAUGCAAACGUUUGGCGGUGCCAUUUUCCUGACAGCAGGCGAAGUCAUUUUCAGCGAAGGUCUGGGCAAGAACUUGGCAAAGUACGCGCCGGCAGUAGAUGUGAAGACAGUACUGGCUGCGGGCGGCACAGGGUUUAGGACCGUUGUACCGGAGAGCGAUUUGCCUGGGGUGUUGGUGGCAUAUUCGAAGAGUAUCGGUGAGGUGUUUUACCUCAUGAUCGGAAUCGGUGGUCUCGCGUUUGUGCUCUCGUGGGGUAUGGGUUGGGUCGAUAUCCGUAAGAAGAAGGGGGAAAAGAAGGGCGAAGUCUGA
This is a messenger RNA of Colletotrichum abscissum, 1752 nucleotides long. Its product is annotated as major facilitator superfamily transporter. The record is from RefSeq and is a predicted model, not a curated record. The transcript is spliced from 6 exons. Gene Ontology annotation, biological process: transmembrane transport. Gene Ontology annotation, cellular component: plasma membrane. Gene Ontology annotation, molecular function: transmembrane transporter activity. NCBI's taxonomy places the organism in Eukaryota, Fungi, Ascomycota, Sordariomycetes, Glomerellales, Glomerellaceae. The coding region runs from base 1 to 1752 and encodes 583 amino acids.